This is a messenger RNA of Ambispora gerdemannii, 1344 nucleotides long. NCBI's taxonomy places the organism in Eukaryota, Fungi, Glomeromycota, Glomeromycetes, Archaeosporales, Ambisporaceae. The record is from the annotation of a GenBank genome assembly.
AUGACCACACCCAUACCAGGACCUUUAGGCCCAACUUUAGCCUCAACCAUCGACCCAACUCGUUCCAAAGAAUGUUUUUACAUGGCCAACCUCGAUUAUCCUCGAUAUCCGACUUUGACUCCUGAAAUGGCCACAGAAAUGUUGACAAAGGCUAUGAAUUUGAUUAAUCAAAUUGCAUUCAGUUUCUUAUACAUUGAUCGACCUGCUGAUGGUCAAGUCUAUCUAAUUUGUUUGCCACCUAAUGACGAAGAUUUACCACCUGAUGGUUUCCAUUAUCUUGAAGGUGAACAGUCUUACAAGACAACAUUGCCAGAUGGCCGGGAACUGCUUUGUUUUGAAAGAAGAGGAGGAUAUGCACCAACCGAUCAAUUCACUUCAAAGCUUCGUCGGCGAUAUAGACUAAAUGUCGGGAAUGAGAAUUUACAAUUACUUCAUUAUGCACGACUCGAGGAUAAUCAACGUCAAAUGUUGACACAAACUGGAGUUUUACGAACGCCUCCGCGAAAGUUUGUUCCUCCCAUACCGGCAGUAAGCCCAUAUAUCCGAGGACAGCAACAACAGCAUUCACAACCGCAGCAACAAACUCCUAUCCAAUCACACGUACAGAUGCCACAGCAAACACCGGUGCGAGCACCUAAUCAGCUUCCAGCCGCCGCCACAAUUUCCUCGUCAUAUAUGCAAUUUCCAACGCGCGCAACAUCAGCAUCAUAUGUGAGUCAGAAAGGGAUUGUUAAUAGUAUGGCCGCCUCAUCAAACAUAAAGCCUGUUGCUACUAAUAGACGAGGAAAAUCCGCAAAGGCGGAUAACGAAGCGGCGAUCGAAACUCUUACCCAUAGACACGCUCAAAAAAUAAAACUGUUUAAAGAAAAAGCAGCGAACCUGUCUAAAAGUCUGAAUAUUAUCAAGCAUUCAAAUAGUUUGGAGGAACUGGAAAGACUACAGGAAAAUGCGCGUAAAGACUUGGACAUUGUCGCACAACCAUGCAACAAUGUCAGAAUGGUAGAACUGGCCAACGUUCCAAUGGAAGAGGAAGAGCUACAAGAGGCACAAGCACAGCAGGACAUUACUAAUUUAGUUUCAGCUCAACAGCAACAAAAUGAUAUAAUACAACCAUUAUUGCCACAACAAAUGGAAUUAUCACAACUCGAUCCUAGUGAACUUGUCCCUCCUUAUGUACUUCAGCAGGGAUUAGUUGUUGGAGGUAAUGUGGUGCCUCCGAAUGGAGACCUGCAUGCCAUGUUGGAUGUUAGUUCUCUGACUGGGGAUCCGGCACAACUUGUGUAUGAGGAACUGGAAGUUUUGGCUUCGCAUAUUGGUGGUGGUGAUGCACAAAUGGAGGAUUGA